AUAAGUUUAAUUUGAAGGAAUACUGGUUUAAAUCUUCUAAGUUUGCCAGAAAUAGGUUUCAUUUGAUCGGAAUGUUCAGUAAAUAUAAGCCGGAAAGAGAUGGAUGACUACAGCUGCUGGAAUAUCGAUUAUGGAAAUGAGCACCAUGUCCACCAGCAAUCUACCCCCCCUCCGAAACCUGCCCAGCUGGAGCAGGGUGCGAGAUCUGGACCGGGUGAGAUACCCCAGACUCCUGUCCAGCGACCCUGUGGUCAGAUCUCCACAUGUGGUCAGCAAGAGCCCAAAAGCAGCUGCGCAGCCCAGGACAGAUGCACACAGCACAAGUAUCGCAUCUCUGGAGAAAGAUGUUCUGUUCCUCCAGCAGCAGCAUAAAGACACGCUGGAGAGACUGCAUGCAGAAGUUGAAGAUCUGAAGCGUGUUAAUAAAGAAUUACAGUAUAAGUUGAUUAUGGAACAUGGAAAUACUCCUAAAAUUAUAGCUGACUCUAAUAACCCUGGUAUGAUGCUCACAGAGUCAAUAUGGUCCAGCAGUAAUUCUUCAAAAUCCAGCAGCGACGGUUCAGCUGAGAAGAAUUCCCAGUGUGGAUUCAUCAGCUCCGAGGAGGCGUCCGAGGCAGGAGGAGGAAGAGGAGGCACAGUCACGUCUCUGCUGCCUCUCAGGGUCACCUGCAGCCCGUCCCAUGAGCCCCGCGCCCCGACGCUGAAGGAGUGCGAGCUCAUCAUCCGGCAGCUCUAUCACACCAACACCGCGCAGUAUCAGGAGCUGCUGCGGAUCAAGACGGUCCUCAGAGAAAUCACCUCCAGAAACAGAUCGGCGGCUGAAGUUUUCUCUCUCGCAAGAGCCUCGCUCUGUGACAACAGCAGGUGCUCUUUCAUCGCUCUGUGA
Molecule: messenger RNA, 886 nt
Organism: Cyprinus carpio (common carp)
Lineage: Eukaryota; Metazoa; Chordata; Actinopteri; Cypriniformes; Cyprinidae
Exons: 6
Coding region: 104-886 (260 amino acids)
Source: RefSeq, a predicted model, not a curated record